AUGGCAGCGGCCAAUGCAACAUCACCUGCCUUACUUGUCAGCUGGGAACUUUAUGACACAAUCUUGUUUACAAUUGAUCUUGUGAUUCUCCCGUGUAUCAGUGUGUUGGGUAUAGCAGGCAAUGUGACUGGCAUCAUUGCACUGGCACGAGAGGGAUUUCGGAAAUGUUCCAAUGUAUUGCUUUUUUCAUUGUCUAUUUCUAAUCUUAUCUACUUGAUUGGUGUGAACAAAAUAUUCGAAUAUAUUUAUACAAGCAGGAACCCAAGUGGAUUCUACUUCUCUGAAGCUGUCAAUUACACGUGUUAUAUUCUGUAUCUAGUAUGGGGUUUAUUAUCUUCACUAGGAGGACUGACAUGUCCGCUUAUUCCUCUUCUAAUAACUGUCGAACGUAUAUUAGUAAUAUUCUACCCAUUCAAAGCGUUUCUGAUUUUGACUCCCCGCCGAAUAAUAAUACUACUUAUUUGUGUCUAUGUUCUAUUAACGAUUUACAUGUUAGGUACCUUAUUAACGAUAAUACAGUUGAAGACGUAUGUCAUAAAAAAUGUCUCAAAAGCCGUAAUUGUCAGAAGCGAUCUGCUGAGAAAUCCCAUUAUCGACGAUCUUUUUACAUUCUUAAGGGAUUUAACUAAUUACCUGACAGGAAUAAUUCCACUGUCCCUUAUAACAGUAGGCUGUGGUAUAAUUGGGCUCAAGAUCAUACACGUCACUAAAAGACGUCAAAAGCUGACCUCCAAGCAAAUCAAAGCUAACACCAAACACGGCAUAACAAAGACAACAAAAACUUUAUUGAAGAUUUGUCUACUGUAUAUUCUGUGCUAUGGUAAUAUGUUUUUUCUUAUGUUAGUUGUAGAUAGUGAACUCUUAAAAAACGAAAGGCCACUUCAAAAUGUUUUGAUUCGCGUUCAAGAUUUGAUAAUAUCUAUAAACUGCCUAGGAGACGUUCUUAUUUACAUUGCAUCAAACAAGAGUUACUGGAAGUCACUUACUGUGUGUGCUUAG
Messenger RNA from Candidula unifasciata, 999 nucleotides. Lineage: Eukaryota; Metazoa; Mollusca; Gastropoda; Stylommatophora; Geomitridae. The record is from the annotation of a GenBank genome assembly.